Messenger RNA from Vespa crabro (European hornet), 16898 nucleotides. Its product is annotated as serine-rich adhesin for platelets-like. The coding region runs from base 280 to 16467 and encodes 5395 amino acids. The transcript is spliced from 5 exons. Gene Ontology annotation, cellular component: extracellular region. NCBI's taxonomy places the organism in Eukaryota, Metazoa, Arthropoda, Insecta, Hymenoptera, Vespidae. The record is from RefSeq and is a predicted model, not a curated record. Gene Ontology annotation, molecular function: chitin binding.
UCGAUCGGAAAGCCUCCUGAAAUUUCUGUUGAUUUAUUGAUAUGAUGAACAGUCAAGACAAAUUAACUGCUCAAAAGUAUGUGUGUGUAUAUAUAUAUACAUAUAUAUAUAUGUAUAUAUACAUAUAUAUACUUGUUUGAUUAAUUUUUAUAUCGCACAGUAAAAUUAGAGUAUCAUUCCAUUGAAGAAAAGCAAGGAUAACAGUCGAACAUACGAACUUUCGGUGAAUGCUUUCAUUUCGUCUUUUCGUUCUCGUGUAUCAUCAAAUCAAAUAUUACGAUGUGGAGGAUCAUCUGCCUUAUAAUUACUUUUCUAACGGUCGGUUAUGGUUCUCCUAAUUCAUCUGACAAUACGUCUAAAGCUUUUCCAUUGGAACACGAACUUGAAAAAGAACAAAAUUUCUUAUUCCACCUGUUUACAUGCGAGGAAGUGGGUAACUUUCCUCAUCCUAUCAAUUGCAAAUUGUUCUAUGAGUGUGCUUUAUACAAACAUGGGCGUUACCGUCGUUUCCUUCAUAAAUGCAAAAUAGGACUUGUCUUCUCAACAGAUUUAGGCAAAUGUACUUUUCCUAACGAAAGUGGAAGACCAGAAUGCGGUGGUAAGACAAUCGUAACGACAACAUCGCCGCCUACAAAUAAUGUUCCAUCUAAAAUAACUAAAGUAUCCUCCUACCGAACUAGUACAACGAGUGCACACAAAACUGAAAUAGAUGUAAAAACUACUACCUCAAGUGGACUGAUCAUGCCAACAAAAGUAGAGUGUAUUAAAGAAGGUUUCAUAGAACAUCCUACAGACUGUGCAAAAUAUUACAUGUGUCUUGCGCGAGUCAAUAAUACAUUUGAAGUCUUUGCAAUGACAUGCAAAGAUGGGACAAUAUGGGAUCGAGAAAAGCAAAUCUGUAAUUAUCCUGAGGAAAUACGGAACCCCCGUUGUGGUCCAUAUACUACAGAUAAACCAAUAAACACAAGUACUGAAAAUAUUAUCGAGACAACGGAGCAUUCUACACGAAAUCUAAUAACUGAAAUUCUCACCUCUACGUCGGAUGAACAAUCGACCCUGAUAACUUCAACGAUAAAACCAUCCACAUUUACAUCAGAAACAAAUACAGGAACGACUGUUGAGGCGUCUACAAAAUUAACACAUACAACAAGGUCUGGAAUUGCCACUGAAACCCAACAAUCCUCGACGACAACCCAUGACAAACAGACAGUUGCUCCUUCGUCAGUUGAACCCACUACAGAUCUGUUGUUAAGUACAAAUACAUCACCUAGCACUAUCACAGAUCAGGUUUCUACACUUACAUCAGAAACAGAUACAGGAGCGUCGUCAUCCGUUGAAGCGUCUACAGAAUUGACAGAUGAAACCAGCUCUGGAACUGUCAAAGAGACACAACAAUCCUCAACGGCUACCAGUGACAAAGAAACAGUUACGCCUCCGUCGGUUAAACCUAACACUGAUCUGCUGGUGAGUACAAUAACAUCACCUAGCACUGUCACAGACGAGGCUUCUACACUUACAUCAGAAACAGAAUCAGUAGCGUCGUCAUCCGUUGAGGAAUCUACAGAAUUAACUGGUGAAACAAGCUCUAGAACUGACACUGAAACUCAACAAUCCUCGACAUCUAACACUGAGAAAGAAACAGUUACUCCUUCGUCCAUGGAAACUACCACUGAUCUUUUGUUAAGUACAAAUACGUCACCUAGCACGGUUACAGAAGAGGCUUCUACACUUACAUCAAAAACAGAAACAGGCGCCUCGUCAUCCGUUGAGGCGUCUACACAAUUGACAGAUGGAACAAGCCCUGGAACUGUCACAGAGACACAACAAUCCCCAACGACUACAACUGACAAAGAAACAGUUACGCCUUCGUCGGUUAAACCUAACACUGAUCUGCUGUUAAGUACAAUUACAUCACCUAGCAUGGUUACAGAUGAAGCUUCUACAUUUACAUCAGAAACAGAAACAGUAGCGUCGUCAUCCGUUGAAGCGUCUACAGAAUCGAUAGAAGGAACAAGCCCUGGAACUGUCACAGAGACACAACAGUCCUCGACGACCGCAACUGACAAAGAGACAGAUGCUCCUUCUUCGGUUAAACCAACCACCGAUCUAUUGAUAAGUACAAAUACGUCUCCUAGCACUGUUACAGUUGAGGCUUCUACACUUACAUCAAAAACAGAAACUGGACUGUCGUCAUCUGUUGAGGUAUCUACAGAAUUAACUGAUGAAACAAGCUCUAGAACUGUCACUGAAACUCAACAAUCCUCGACAUCUAACACUGAGAAAGAAACAGUAACUCCUUCGUCUAUGGAAACUACCACUGAUCUGUUAUUAAGUACAAAUACGUCACCUAGCACAGUUACAGAUGAGACUUCUACACUUACAACAGAAACAGAAACAGGAGCGUCGUCAUCCGUUGAGGUAUCUACAGAAUUAACAGGAGAAACAAGCUCUGGAACUGUCACUGAAACUCAACAAUCCUCGACAUCUAACACUGAGAAAGAAACAGUUACGCCUUCGUCGGUUAAACCUAACACUGAUCUGCUGUUAAGUACAAUUACAUCACCUAGCACUGUCACAGACGAGGUUUCUACACUUACAUCAGAAACAGAAACAGGAGCGUCGUCAUCCGUUGAGGCGUCUACAGAAAUAAUAGGUGAAACAAGCUCUAGUACGGUCACAAAUAAUCAACCGUCCUCGACGACCGCAACUGACAAAGAGACAGAUGCUCCUUCUUCGGUUAAAUCAACCACCGAUCUAUUGAUAAGUACAAAUACGUCUCCUAGCACUGUUACAGUUGAGGCUUCUACACUUACAUCAAAAACAGAAACAGGAGCGUCGUCAUCUGUUGAGGUAUCAACAGAAAUAAUAGGUGAAACAAGCUCUAGUACGGUCACAAAUAAUCAACAGUCCUCGACGACCGCAACUGACAAAGAGACAGAUGCUCCUUCUUCGGUUAAACCAACCACCGAUCUAUUGAUAAGUACAAAUACGUCUCCUAGCACUGUUACAGUUGAGGCUUCUACACUUACAUCAAAAACAGAAACAGGACUGUCGUCAUCUGUUGAGGUAUCUACAGAAUUAACAGGAGAAACAAGCUCUGGAACUGUCACUGAAACUCAACAAUCCUCGACAUCUAACACUGAGAAAGAAACAGUAACUCCUUCGUCUAUGGAAACUACCACUGAUCUGUUAUUAAGUACAAAUACGUCACCUAGCACGGUUACAGAUGAGACUUCUACACUUACAUCAGAAACAGAAACAGGAGCGUCGUCAUCCGUUAAGGUAUCUACAGAAUUAACAGGAGAAACAAGCUCUGGAACUGUCACUGAAACUCAACAAUCCUCGACAUCUAACACUGAGAAAGAAACAGUUACGCCUUCGUCGGUUAAACCUAACACUGAUCUGCUGUUAAGUACAAUUACAUCACCUAGCACUGUCACAGACGAGGUUUCUACACUUACAUCAGAAACAGAAACAGGAGCGUCGUCAUCCGUUGAGGCGUCUACAGAAAUAAUAGGUGAAACAAGAUCUAGUACGGUCACAAAUAAUCAACCGUCCUCGACGACCGCAACUGACAAAGAGACAGAUGCUCCUUCUUCGGUUAAAUCAACCACCGAUCUAUUGAUAAGUACAAAUACGUCUCCUAGCACUGUUACAGUUGAGGCUUCUACACUUACAUCAAAAACAGAAACAGGACUGUCGUCAUCUGUUGAGGUAUCUACAGAAUUAACUGAUGAAACAAGCUCUAGAACUGUCACUGAAACUCAACAAUCCUCGACAUCUAACACUGAGAAAGAAACAGUAACUCCUUCGUCUAUGGAAACUACCACUGAUCUGUUAUUAAGUACAAAUACUUCACCUAGCACAGUUACAGAUGAGACUUCUACACUUACAUCAGAAACAGAAACAGGAGCGUCGACAUCCGUUGAGGUAUCUACAGAAUUAACAGGAGAAACAAGCUCUGGAACUGUCACUGAAACUCAACAAUCCUCGACAUCUAACACUGAGAAAGAAACAGUUACGCCUUCGUCUAUGGAAACUACCACUGAUCUGUUAUUAAGUACAAAUACGUCACCUAACACAGUUACAGAUGAGACUUCUACACUUACAUCAGAAACAGAAACAGGAGCGUCGUCAUCCGUUGAGGUAUCUACAGAAUUAACAGGAGAAACAAGCUCUGGAACUGUCACUGAAACUCAACAAUCCUCGACAUCUAACACUGAGAAAGAAACAGUUACGCCUUCGUCGGUUAAACCAACCACUGAUCUGUUAUUAAGUACAAAUACUUCACCUAGCACAGUUACAGAUGAGACUUCUACACUUACAUCAGAAACAGAAACAGGAGCGUCGACAUCCGUUGAGGUAUCUACAGAAUUAACAGGAGAAACAAGCUCUGGAACUGUCACUGAAACUCAACAAUCCUCGACAUCUAACACUGAGAAAGAAACAGUUACGCCUUCGUCUAUGGAAACUACCACUGAUCCGUUAUUAAGUACAAAUACGUCACCUAACACAGUUACAGAUGAGACUUCUACACUUACAUCAGAAACAGAAACAGGAGCGUCGUCAUCCGUUGAGGUAUCUACAGAAUUAACAGGAGAAACAAGCUCUGGAACUGUCACUGAAACUCAACAAUCCUCGACAUCUAACACUGAGAAAGAAACAGUUACGCCUUCGUCGGUUAAACCAACCACUGAUCUAUUGAUAAGUACAAAUACGUCACCUAGCACUGUUACAGUUGAGGCUUCUACAUUUACAUCAAAAACAGAAACAGUAGCGUCGUCAUCUGUUGAGGUAUCUACAGAAUUAACAGGGGAAGCAAGCUCUGGAACUGUCACUGAAACUCAACAAUCCUCGACAUCUAAAACUGAGAAAGAAACAGUUACUCCUUCGUCCAUGGAAACCACCACUGAUCUGUUGUUAAGUACAAAUACGUCACCUAGCACGGUUACAGAUGAAGCUUCUACACUUACAUCAGAAACAGAAACAGUAGCGUCGUCAUCCGUUGAGGUAUCUACAGAAUUAACAGGUGAAGCAAGCUCUGGAACUGUCACUGAAACUCAACAAUCCUCGACAUCUAACACUGAGAAAGAAACAGUUACUCCUUCGUCCAUGGAAACCACCACUGAUCUGUUGUUAAGUACAAAUACGUCACCUAGCACGGUUACACAAGAGGAUUCUAUACGUACAUCAGAAAGAGAAACAGGAGGGUCGUCUUCCGUUGAGGCGUCCACACAAUUGACAGAUGAAACAAGCCCUGGAACUGUCACAGAGACACAACAAUCCUCUACGACUACAACUGACAAAGAAACAGUUACGCCUUCGUCGGUUAAACCUAACACUGAUCUGCUGUUAAGUACAAUUACAUCACCUAGCAUGGUUACAGAUGAAGCUUCUACAUUUACAUCAGAAACAGAAACAGUAGCGUCGUCAUCCGUUGAAGCGUCUACAGAAUCGAUAGAAGGAACAAGCCCUGGAACUGUCACAGAGACACAACAGUCCUCGACGACCGCAACUGACAAAGAGACAGAUGCUCCUUCUUCGGUUAAACCAACCACCGAUCUAUUGAUAAGUACAAAUACGUCUCCUAGCACUGUUACAGUUGAGGCUUCUACACUUACAUCAAAAACAGAAACUGGACUGUCGUCAUCUGUUGAGGUAUCUACAGAAUUAACUGAUGAAACAAGCUCUAGAACUGUCACUGAAACUCAACAAUCCUCGACAUCUAACACUGAGAAAGAAACAGUAACUCCUUCGUCUAUGGAAACUACCACUGAUCUGUUAUUAAGUACAAAUACGUCACCUAGCACAGUUACAGAUGAGACUUCUACACUUACAUCAGAAACAGAAACAGGAGCGUCGUCAUCCGUUGAGGUAUCUACAGAAUUAACAGGAGAAACAAGCUCUGGAACUGUCACUGAAACUCAACAAUCCUCGACAUCUAACACUGAGAAAGAAACAGUUACGCCUUCGUCGGUUAAACCUAACACUGAUCUGCUGUUAAGUACAAUUACAUCACCUAGCACUGUCACAGACGAGGUUUCUACACUUACAUCAGAAACAGAAACAGGAGCGUCGUCAUCCGUUGAGGCGUCUACAGAAAUAAUAGGUGAAACAAGCUCUAGUACGGUCACAAAUAAUCAACCGUCCUCGACGACCGCAACUGACAAAGAGACAGAUGCUCCUUCUUCGGUUAAAUCAACCACCGAUCUAUUGAUAAGUACAAAUACGUCUCCUAGCACUGUUACAGUUGAGGCUUCUACACUUACAUCAAAAACAGAAACAGGACUGUCGUCAUCUGUUGAGGUAUCAACAGAAAUAAUAGGUGAAACAAGCUCUAGUACGGUCACAAAUAAUCAACAAUCCUCGACGUCUAACACUGAGAAAGAAACAGUAACUCCUUCGUCUAUGGAAACUACCACUGAUAUGUUAUUAAGUACAAAUACGUCACCUAACACAGUUACAGAUGAGACUUCUACACUUACAUCAGAAACAGAAACAGGAGCGUCGUCAUCCGUUGAGGUAUCUACAGAAUUAACAGGAGAAACAAGCUCUGGAACUGUCACUGAAACUCAACAAUCCUCGACAUCUAACACUGAGAAAGAAACAGUUACGCCUUCGUCGGUUAAACCAACCACUGAUCUAUUGAUAAGUACAAAUACGUCACCUAGCACUGUUACAGUUGAGGCUUCUACAUUUACAUCAAAAACAGAAACAGUAGCGUCGUCAUCUGUUGAGGUAUCUACAGAAUUAACAGGGGAAGCAAGCUCUGGAACUGUCACUGAAACUCAACAAUCCUCGACAUCUAAAACUGAGAAAGAAACAGUUACUCCUUCGUCCAUGGAAACCACCACUGAUCUGUUGUUAAGUACCAAUACGUCACCCAGCACGGUUACACAAGAGGAUUCUACACGUACAUCAGAAAGAGAAACAGGAGCGUCGUCAUCCGUUGAGGCGUCUACACAAUUGACAGAUGAAACAGGCUCUAAUACGGUCACAAAUAAUCAACAGUCCUCGACGACCGCAACUGACAAAGAGACAGAUGCUCCUUCAUCAGUUAAACCAACCACCGAUCUAUUGAUAAGUACAAAUACGUCUCCUAGCACUGUUACAGUUGAGGCUUCUACACUUACAUCAAAAACAGAAACAGGACUGUCGUCAUCUGUUGAGGUAUCUACAGAAUUAACUGAUGAAACAAGCUCUAGAACUGUCACUGAAACUCAACAAUCCUCGACGUCUAACACUGAGAAAGAAACAGUAACUCCUUCGUCUAUGGAAACUACCACUGAUAUGUUAUUAAGUACAAAUACGUCACCUAACACAGUUACAGAUGAGACUUCUACACUUACAUCAGAAACAGAAACAGGAGCGUCGUCAUCCGUUGAGGUAUCUACAGAAUUAACAGGAGAAACAAGCUCUGGAACUGUCACUGAAACUCAACAAUCCUCGACAUCUAAAACUGAGAAAGAAACAGUUACUCCUUCGUCCAUGGAAACCACCACUGAUCUGUUGUUAAGUACAAAUACGUCACCUAGCACGGUUACAGAUGAAGCUUCUACACUUACAUCAGAAACAGAAACAGUAGCGUCGUCAUCCGUUGAGGCAUCUACAGAAUUAACAGGUGAAACAAGCUCUGGAACUGUCACUGAAACUCAACAAUCCUCGACAUCUGACACUGAGAAAGAAACAGAUACGCCUUCGUCGGUUAAACCUAACACUGAUCUGCUGUUAAGUACAAUUACAUCACCUAGCACUGUCACACACGAGGUUUCUACACUUACAUCAGAAACAGAAACAGGAGCGUCGUCAUCCGUUGAGGCGUCUACAGAAUUAACAGGUGAAACAAGCUCUAGUACGGUCACAAAUAAUCAACAGUCCUCGACGACCGCAGCUGACAAAGAGACAGAUGCUCAUUCCUCGGUUAAACCAACCACCGAUCUAUUGAUAAGUACAAAUACGUCACCUAGCAUGGUUACAGAUGAGGCUUCUACACUUACAUCAGAAACAGAAACAGUAGCGUCGUCAUCCGUUGAGGUAUCUACAGAAUUAACAGGUGAAACAAGCUCUGGAACUGUCACUGAAACUCAACAAUCCUCGACCUCUGACACUGAGAAAGAAACAGUUACGCCUUCGUCGGUUAAACCUAACCCUGAUCUGCUGUUAAGUACAAUUACAUCACCUAGCACUGUCACAGACGAGGUUUCUACACUUACAUCAGAAACAGAAACAGGAGCGUCGUCAUCCGUUGAGGCGUCUACAGAAAUAAUAGGUGAAACAAGCUCUAGUACGGUCACAAAUAAUCAACAGUCCUCGACGACCGCAACUGACAAAGAGACAGAUGCUCCUUCUUCGGUUAAACCAACCACCGAUCUAUUGAUAAGUACAAAUACGUCUCCUAGCACUGUUACAGUUGAGGCUUCUACACUUACAUCAAAAACAGAAACAGGACUGUCGUCAUCUGUUGAGGUAUCUACAGAAUUAACUGAUGAAACAAGCUCUAGAACUGUCACUGAAACUCAACAAUCCUCGACGUCUAACACUGAGAAAGAAACAGUAACUCCUUCGUCUAUGGAAACUACCACUGAUAUGUUAUUAAGUACAAAUACGUCACCUAACACAGUAACAGAUGAGACUUCUACACUUACAUCAGAAACAGAAACAGGAGCGUCGUCAUCCGUUGAGGUAUCUACAGAAUUAACAGGAGAAACAAGCUCUGGAACUGUCACUGAAACUCAACAAUCCUCGACAUCUAACACUGAGAAAGAAACAGUUACGCCUUCGUCGGUUAAACCAACCACUGAUCUAUUGAUAAGUACAAAUACGUCACCUAGCACUGUUACAGUUGAGGCUUCUACAUUUACAUCAAAAACAGAAACAGUAGCGUCGUCAUCUGUUGAGGUAUCUACAGAAUUAACAGGGGAAGCAAGCUCUGGAACUGUCACUGAAACUCAACAAUCCUCGACAUCUAAAACUGAGAAAGAAACAGUUACUCCUUCGUCCAUGGAAACCACCACUGAUCUGUUGUUAAGUACCAAUACGUCACCCAGCACGGUUACACAAGAGGAUUCUACACGUACAUCAGAAAGAGAAACAGGAGCGUCGUCAUCCGUUGAGGCGUCUACACAAUUGACAGAUGAAACAGGCUCUAAUACGGUCACAAAUAAUCAACAGUCCUCGACGACCGCAACUGACAAAGAGACAGAUGCUCCUUCAUCAGUUAAACCAACCACCGAUCUAUUGAUAAGUACAAAUACGUCACCUAGCACGGUUACAGAUGAGGCUUCUACACUUACAUCAGAAACAGAAACAGUAGCGUCGUCAUCCGUUGAGGUAUCUACAGAAUUAACAGGUGAAACAAGCUCUGGAACUGUCACUGAAACUCAACAAUCCUCGACAUCUGACACUGAGAAAGAAACAGUUACGCCUUCGUCGGUUAAACCUAACACUGAUCUGCUGUUAAGUACAAUUACAUCACCUAGCACUGUCACACACGAGGUUUCUACACUUACAUCAGAAACAGAAACAGGAGCGUCGUCAUCCGUUGAGGCGUCUACAGAAUUAACAGGUGAAACAAGCUCUAGUACGGUCACAAAUAAUCAACAGUCCUCGACGACCGCAACUGACAAAGAGACAGAUGCUCCGUCUUCGGUUAAACCAACCACCGAUCUAUUGAUAAGUACAAAUACGUCACCUAGCACUGUUACAGUUGGGGCUUCUACACUUACAUCAAAAACAGAAACAGAACUGUCGUCAUCUGUUGAGGUAUCUACAGAAUUAACAGGUGAAGCAAGCUCUGGAACUGUCACUGAAACUCAACAAUCCUCGACAUCUAACACUGAGAAAGAAACAAUUACUCCUUCGUCCAUGGUAACCACCACUGAUCUGUUGUUAAGUACAAAUACGUCACCUAGCACGGUUACACAAAAGGAUUCUAUACGUACAUCAGAAAGAGAAACAGGAGGGUCGUCAUCCGUUGAGGCGUCUACACAAUUGACAGAUGAAACAAGCUCUAGUACGGUCAUAAAUAAUCAACAGUCCUCGACGACCGCAACUGACAAAGAGACAGAUGCUCCUUCUUCGGUUAAACCAACCACCGAUCUGUUGAUAAGUACAAAUACGUCACCUGGCACUGUCACACAAGAGGCUUCUACACGUACAUCAGAAAGAGAAACAGGAGCGUCGUCAUCCGUUGAGGCGUCUACACAAUUGACAGAUGAAACAAGCUCUAGUUCGGUCACUGAAACUCAACAAUCCUCGACAUCUAACACUGAGAAAGAAACAGUUACUCCUUCGUCCAUGGAAACUACCACUGAUCUGUUAUUAAGUACAAAUACGUCACCUAGCACUGUUACAGAUGAGGCUUCUACACUUUCAUCAGAAACAGAAACAGUAGCGUCGUCAUCCGUUGAAGCGUCUACAGAAUCGACAGAUGGAACAAGCCCUGGAACUGUCACAGAGACACAACAAUCCUCAACGACUACAACUGACAAAGAAACAGUUACGCCUUCGUCGGUUAAACCUAACACUGAUCUGCUGUUAAGUACAAUUACAUCACCUAGCACUGUCACAGACGAGGCUUCUACACUUACAUCAGAAACAGAAACAGGAGCAUCGUCAUCCGUUGAGGUAUCUACAGAAUUAACAGGAGAAACAAGCUCUGGAACUGUCACUGAAACUCAACAAUCCUCGACAUCUAACACUGAGAAAGAAACAGUUACGCCUUCGUCGGUUAAACCAACCACUGAUCUAUUGAUAAGUACAAAUACGUCACCUAGCACUGUUACAGUUGAGGCUUCUACAUUUACAUCAAAAACAGAAACAGUAGCGUCGUCAUCUGUUGAGGUAUCUACAGAAUUAACAGGGGAAGCAAGCUCUGGAACUGUCACUGAAACUCAACAAUCCUCGACAUCUAAAACUGAGAAAGAAACAGUUACUCCUUCGUCCAUGGAAACCACCACUGAUCUGUUGUUAAGUACCAAUACGUCACCCAGCACGGUUACACAAGAGGAUUCUACACGUACAUCAGAAAGAGAAACAGGAGCGUCGUCAUCCGUUGAGGCGUCUACACAAUUGACAGAUGAAACAGGCUCUAAUACGGUCACAAAUAAUCAACAGUCCUCGACGACCGCAACUGACAAAGAGACAGAUGCUCCUUCAUCAGUUAAACCAACCACCGAUCUAUUGAUAAGUACAAAUACGUCACCUAGCACGGUUACAGAUGAGGCUUCUACACUUACAUCAGAAACAGAAACAGUAGCGUCGUCAUCCGUUGAGGUAUCUACAGAAUUAACAGGUGAAACAAGCUCUGGAACUGUCACUGAAACUCAACAAUCCUCGACAUCUGACACUGAGAAAGAAACAGUUACGCCUUCGUCGGUUAAACCUAACACUGAUCUGCUGUUAAGUACAAUUACAUCACCUAGCACUGUCACACACGAGGUUUCUACACUUACAUCAGAAACAGAAACAGGAGCGUCGUCAUCCGUUGAGGCGUCUACAGAAUUAACAGGUGAAACAAGCUCUAGUACGGUCACAAAUAAUCAACAGUCCUCGACGACCGCAACUGACAAAGAGACAGAUGCUCCGUCUUCGGUUAAACCAACCACCGAUCUAUUGAUAAGUACAAAUACGUCACCUAGCACUGUUACAGUUGGGGCUUCUACACUUACAUCAAAAACAGAAACAGAACUGUCGUCAUCUGUUGAGGUAUCUACAGAAUUAACAGGUGAAGCAAGCUCUGGAACUGUCACUGAAACUCAACAAUCCUCGACAUCUAACACUGAGAAAGAAACAAUUACUCCUUCGUCCAUGGUAACCACCACUGAUCUGUUGUUAAGUACAAAUACGUCACCUAGCACGGUUACACAAGAGGAUUCUAUACGUACAUCAGAAAGAGAAACAGGAGGGUCGUCAUCCGUUGAGGCGUCUACACAAUUGACAGAUGAAACAAGCUCUAGUACGGUCAUAAAUAAUCAACAGUCCUCGACGACCGCAACUGACAAAGAGACAGAUGCUCCUUCUUCGGUUAAACCAACCACCGAUCUGUUGAUAAGUACAAAUACGUCACCUGGCACUGUCACACAAGAGGCUUCUACACGUACAUCAGAAAGAGAAACAGGAGCGUCGUCAUCCGUUGAGGCGUCUACACAAUUGACAGAUGAAACAAGCUCUAGUUCGGUCACUGAAACUCAACAAUCCUCGACAUCUAACACUGAGAAAGAAACAGUUACUCCUUCGUCCAUGGAAACUACCACUGAUCUGUUAUUAAGUACAAAUACGUCACCUAGCACUGUUACAGAUGAGGCUUCUACACUUUCAUCAGAAACAGAAACAGUAGCGUCGUCAUCCGUUGAAGCGUCUACAGAAUCGACAGAUGGAACAAGCCCUGGAACUGUCACAGAGACACAACAAUCCUCAACGACUACAACUGACAAAGAAACAGUUACGCCUUCGUCGGUUAAACCUAACACUGAUCUGCUGUUAAGUACAAUUACAUCACCUAGCACUGUCACAGACGAGGCUUCUACACUUACAUCAGAAACAGAAACAGGAGCAUCGUCAUCCGUUGAGGUAUCUACAGAAUUAACAGGAGAAACAAGCUCUGGAACUGUCACUGAAACUCAACAAUCCUCGACAUCUAACACUGAGAAAGAAACAGUUACGCCUUCGUCGGUUAAACCAACCACUGAUCUAUUGAUAAGUACAAAUACGUCACCUAGCACUGUUACAGUUGAGGCUUCUACAUUUACAUCAAAAACAGAAACAGUAGCGUCGUCAUCUGUUGAGGUAUCUACAGAAUUAACAGGGGAAGCAAGCUCUGGAACUGUCACUGAAACUCAACAAUCCUCGACAUCUAAAACUGAGAAAGAAACAGUUACUCCUUCGUCCAUGGAAACCACCACUGAUCUGUUGUUAAGUACCAAUACGUCACCCAGCACGGUUACACAAGAGGAUUCUACACGUACAUCAGAAAGAGAAACAGGAGCGUCGUCAUCCGUUGAGGCGUCUACACAAUUGACAGAUGAAACAAGCUCUAAUACGGUCACAAAUAAUCAACAGUCCUCGACGACCGCAACUGACAAAGAGACAGAUGCUCCUUCAUCAGUUAAACCAACCACCGAUCUAUUGAUAAGUACAAAUACGUCACCUAGCACGGUUACAGAUGAGGCUUCUACACUUACAUCAGAAACAGAAACAGUAGCGUCGUCAUCCGUUGAGGUAUCUACAGAAUUAACAGGUGAAACAAGCUCUGGAACUGUCACUGAAACUCAACAAUCCUCGACAUCUGACACUGAGAAAGAAACAGUUACGCCUUCGUCGGUUAAACCUAACACUGAUCUGCUGUUAAGUACAAUUACAUCACCUAGCACUGUCACACACGAGGUUUCUACACUUACAUCAGAAACAGAAACAGGAGCGUCGUCAUCCGUUGAGGCGUCUACAGAAUUAACAGGUGAAACAAGCUCUAGUACGGUCACAAAUAAUCAACAGUCCUCGACGACCGCAACUGACAAAGAGACAGACGCUCCGUCUUCGGUUAAACCAACCACCGAUCUAUUGAUAAGUACAAAUACGUCACCUAGCACUGUUACAGUUGGGGCUUCUACACUUACAUCAAAAACAGAAACAGAACUGUCGUCAUCUGUUGAGGUAUCUACAGAAUUAACAGGUGAAGCAAGCUCUGGAACUGUCACUGAAACUCAACAAUCCUCGACAUCUAACACUGAGAAAGAAACAGUUACUCCUUCGUCCAUGGUAACCACCACUGAUCUGUUGUUAAGUACAAAUACGUCACCUAGCACGGUUACACAAGAGGAUUCUAUACGUACAUCAGAAAGAGAAACAGGCGGGUCGUCAUCCGUUGAGGCGUCUACACAAUUGACAGAUGAAACAAGCUCUAGUACGGUCAUAAAUAAUCAACAGUCCUCGACGACCGCAACUGACAAAGAGACAGAUGCUCCUUCUUCGGUUAAACCAACCACCGAUCUGUUGAUAAGUACAAAUACGUCACCUAGCACUGUCACACAAGAGGCUUCUACACGUACAUCAGAAAGAGAAACAGGAGCGUCGUCAUCCGUUGAGGCGUCUACACAAUUGACAGAUGAAACAAGCUCUAGUUCGGUCACUGAAACUCAACAAUCCUCGACAUCUAACACUGAGAAAGAAACAGUUACUCCUUCGUCCAUGGAAACUACCACUGAUCUGUUAUUAAGUACAAAUACGUCACCUAGCACUGUUACAGAUGAGGCUUCUACACUUUCAUCAGAAACAGAAACAGUAGCGUCGUCAUCCGUUGAAGCGUCUACAGAAUCGACAGAUGGAACAAGCUCUGGAACUGUCACAGAGACACAACAAUCCUCAACGACUACAACUGACAAAGAAACAGUUACGCCUUCGUCGGUUAAACCUAACACUGAUCUGCUGUUAAGUACAAUUACAUCACCUAGCACUGUCACAGACGAGGCUUCUACACUUACAUCAGAAACAGAAACAGGAGCAUCGUCAUCCGUUGAGGUAUCUACAGAAUUAACAGGUGAAACAAGCUCUGGAACUGUCACUGAAACUCAACAAUCCUCGACAUCUAACACUGAGAAAGAAACAGUUACUCCUUCGUCCAUGGAAACUACCACUGAUCUGUUAUUAAGUACAAAUACGUCACCUAGCACUGUUACAGAUGAGGCUUCUACACUUACAUCAGAAACAGAAACACUAGCGUCGUCAUCCGUUGAAACGUCUACAGAAUUAACAGAUGAAACUAACUCAAGAACUGUCAUUGAAACACAACAAUCCUCGACGACUACCACUGACCAAGAAAAAGUUACUCUUUCGUCCAUUGAUCCUACGACUGAUCUGUUGUUAAGUACGACUACAUCAUCUAGCACUAUCAUAGAUCAGGUUUCUACACUUACAUCAGAAACAGAAACAGGAGCGUCGUCAACCGUUGAGGCGUCUACAGAAUUAACAGGUGAAUCGAGCUCUGGAACUGUCACUGAAUCCCAUCAAUCUUCGACGACUACCACUAACAAAGAGACAGUUACUCCUUCGUCGGUUAAACCUACAACUGGUUUGCUGUUAAGUACUACUUCGUCACCUAGCACUGUCACAGAUGAGGCUUCUACUCUUAUAUCAGAAACAGAAACAGGAGCAUCGUCAUCCGUUGAAUCGUCUACAGAAUUAACAGAUGAAACAAUCACGGAUAUUCAACAGUCCUCGACGACUACAACUAACAAAGAGACAGUUGCUCCUUCAUCGGUUGAAGCAUCCACAGAUUUAUUGACAAAAUCUAGUACUCAUGAAAAUUCUGUGCUCUCUACAAGUACCCAGCACAAUGGAUCGGUUGGUCCUUCAUCGGUUGUACAAACAACAUAUUUUCCAACAGUAUCUAAUACCAUCCUUGUUACUUUUACUGCGGAACAGUCAACAAAUUCUCCUAUAUCUGUACCUUGGUCUACCUCCAUUAGUUCAUCGUCAGUACCUUCUAUAGGUACGAGUUCUGAGGUUGUUAGUGGAAGAACAGUGCUUUCUACACGUAUUCCUCCAACUGAAUUUGUCAAGCCCACAUCUGCUGAAUCUUCGACCGAUUUUAUUACUGAUACAUCUACUGAAAUUGUAUCUUCUUCUAUAGUAUCUUCUAGUAACUCUGUGAAACUUCCAUCUACUUCAGAAUCUCCUAUGGAUAAGACAGAAUGCAAAACUUCUGGCUUUUUCCCUAAUCCGAAUGAUUGCUCUAAGUUCUUUAGAUGUGUUAAAGUUAACCUUUUCAAUAUGUUUACUAGAUUCGAUUUCGUUUGUCCUGACGGAACUGUUUGGGAUCAAGCAUUGUUAACUUGCAAUUAUCCUUCAGCUGUAUUACAUUCCAAUUGUAAGAAUAGUGUAUUACAUCCAUCAGAUAUUGACGAUGAGCCUGAUAUGGCAGAAGGCAAUAACAUGUGUCCUAUUGGUAAAUUGUCUGGUGAUCAAAUCGCUCUUGUUUGUCCUACCAGUUUUCGAAGACAUCCUAAGUAUUGUAAUAUUUUCUAUCAAUGCACAUCUAAAAGUAAUUUGGACGUAAAUAUUGCCAUGUUUGCAUGCCCUGAUGGUAUGAUUUACGAUCAAGGUAAAGUGCAAUGUGUUUUCGCAGAUGUGCUUAAUUACCGUAUAUUAGGAUGUAAAAAUGUUCUUAUAAAUCCAAUGGAUAACCUAGUUCCUAUCUUGACCGUUCCGUCUAUACAACUGUGUCCAUCCGAAGGCUCGUUCCCGUAUCAUCCAGGUUGCUCAAAUGCAUACUUCAAAUGUAAACGCAAUCGAAAGGGUUCACUACUAGGCUAUCUCUAUAAAUGUCCUCUUGAAUACGUGUUCUCUCCUUUUUCAAAAAAAUGUGAACCAGCAGAACUUUUUCCACUUUGUUUAAAUCCUUAUCCGAAUAUGCAAAUGAAUGCAUCCUCUAAUGGUUUGCAUUUGACCCAUCAUAACAUCUUUUAUAAUUAACUUGAAUUUUUAUAAACUUAGAACAGUUUUACACUUACUAUCAUCAUUGACUAUAAUUUAUGUUUAUUGAUUGACAUAAAGCAAUAAUUUUUAUAAAAUUUAAGAAAUAUUGUUAAAAAUUAUUAAAAAUGAGUGGAUGUCCAGUGAUAUAAUAAAACUGAAAUUAUAGACGUAAUAAAUAUAAUAAUCUUAUAUAAAUCUACUUCCAACUGCUAAAUCAAAGGGAUGUCGUUCUCUUUUCAACGUCAACGUUACAAUUAGUAGAACGGCUGUUUAUAUGAAGAAUAACAAAAGUCAACAAGCUUUGAAUCUGCCUUGAGAUUUUAUCGCAUUAACAUCAUCACUGUUGUGGAACUUAAUAAAAAUGUGGUAAAUAAAUAGUCGUCUAUUUAUUUUCUAUGAUUAUUUUACAAUAAUAUUAUACUCGUUGU